Messenger RNA from Hippopotamus amphibius kiboko, 969 nucleotides. It is a transcript of the gene CD70, whose product is annotated as CD70 molecule. Gene Ontology annotation, biological process: tumor necrosis factor-mediated signaling pathway; immune response. Gene Ontology annotation, cellular component: plasma membrane; extracellular exosome. NCBI's taxonomy places the organism in Eukaryota, Metazoa, Chordata, Mammalia, Artiodactyla, Hippopotamidae. The record is from RefSeq and is a predicted model, not a curated record. Gene Ontology annotation, molecular function: tumor necrosis factor receptor binding.
AUGGCCCAAGCUGACUCUCCACCGGCGCUCGCCAUUCCUGGGGAACGGAGAACAGCGGAAGCAGAGCAUCUGGUCCAUACAUGGGUGUUCAGUGAAGUUUUGUUGAAUGAGGAGACUGAGAGUGGGGAGGGAAAUAGAAAAAUUGUGGGGCACCCUGGCCCACCUAUUCUGCAGGCUGGGGACCGGCAGAAGCUGGAGGGGACUUCCCUAUACUGUAGAAAGUCUGGUCCCUCCCUUUGCCGGACAUCCCCAGGGUGGGGCACUGUUGGUCCCUGGCAGGUUCAGACAGGCAGAGAGGGGCCCUGUAGCUGCGUGAGAGCUGAAGUUCCUUCCCUCUUCCUGCCUCCUCUGCGCACCGUCUGCCCUGCCACACAGCUAAUGAAGUGCUUGCAGAGGGUCAUGAUGGCAGAGGAGGCCACGGGCUGCCAGGUGCCCCGCCUGCCCUGGAUGUUCAUCCGAUGGGGGGCUUUGUUGCUGGUUCUUCUUGGCAUAUUGAUGGCCUGCAAUCUGCGAGUCACCCCAAAGCAGCAGCUGGAUUCAACUGGGUGGGACUUAGCGGAGCUCCAGCUGAAUCACACAGGAUCACGGCAGGACCCCAGGCUGCGUUGGCAGGGGAGCCCAGCCCUGGGCCGUUCCUUCGUGCAUGGGCCAGAGCUGGACAACGGGCAGCUGCGUAUCCAACGUGAUGGCAUUUAUAGACUGCACAUCCAGGUGACCUUAACCAACUGCUCCUCCUCCACGUGGACCGCCGAGCCCCAUAGCGCCACCCUGACUGUGGCCAUCUGCUCCCCCACUGCCCACAGCAUCAGCCUUUUACGCCUCAACUUUCACCGCAGCUGCUCGGUCGCCUCCCAGCGCCUAACGUUCUUAGCCCAUGGGGACAUUCUCUGCACCAACCUUACUCUGCCUCUGCUGCCCUCCAGAAAUGCUGAUGAGACUUUUUUUGGGAUUCAGUGGGUGUGCCCUUGA